Molecule: messenger RNA, 1320 nt
Organism: Oppia nitens
Lineage: Eukaryota; Metazoa; Arthropoda; Arachnida; Sarcoptiformes; Oppiidae
Product: pyrroline-5-carboxylate reductase 3-like
Exons: 1
Coding region: 120-1193 (357 amino acids)
Biological process (GO): L-proline biosynthetic process
Molecular function (GO): pyrroline-5-carboxylate reductase activity
Source: RefSeq, a predicted model, not a curated record
UUUUUUUCAAAUUUCAAAACCAAUCAAACCGUUGGAUAAUUUUGUUUCAAAACCACCACAAAAAAAAUCAAUUGAAUUCUUCAUUUGUUUCAGUCGUUGUUUUUUCUCAAUUACAAGAAAUGGCAGAUCAAGAGAAACCAACCGAAGAGAAACCGAAAGCUGAGGCACCGGAAGACAAAAAGCCGGACGAAAAGCCCGCCGAAGAGACAAAGACUGAUUCGAAAGACGAGAAAAAGGAGGAAAAGAAGGAGAAGAAGGAAUCAAAGGAAUCAAAGUCGGGCUCAAAGUCAAGCACUAAACGCAAAGGAAAGGUAGAUCUGUCGGAAGCGAAGAUCGGUUUCCUCGGCGCCGGUAAGACAGCUGAUGCCAUCAUUCGCGGUCUAAUUCAAUACGGAAAAGUAGAUCCAAAGCGCAUACAUGUGUCGGCAAAGACUACGAAAAACUUGGAGACCAUCAAACAGAAGGGCUGUCACAUUACGAAACGGAAUUACGAUAUAUUCGCCAAAUAUGACUGCGAUAUAGUAUUCCUGUGUUUUCACGGCUCAGUUAUCAAAGAGUGCUACAAAAUUGGUGGUUCGCGUCCGCAUCCGUUGACCACAAAUUUCAUACCAAAUAUGAAACAUCCAUUGUAUGUGCUAUCGCUGGUCAGCGGUGUAAAGUUGGAUCAAAUCCGGGCGUGUCUAUUGAAUCCCGAACACCCGGACAAGUAUAUGAUCGAAAUGCACAGAUUAAGCAUCAGUACUGCUUGUGCUUAUGGUUUGGGCAUUACUGCCAUCGAUGUGGAACCGGACAGCAAAAAGUGUAGUCCACUAAUAAGGGAUAUGCUGUCAACCAUAUCGAAGCUCGAGUACAUACCCGAAAGCCAGAUGGACUCGGCCUGUGCUCUGGGAGGCAACGGAUUGGCGUUUGUCUACUAUUUUAUCAAUUCUCUGGCCGACGGCGCCUUCAAGAUGGGUCUCAAUCGUCAAACGGCUACAAAAUUUGCCGCCAAAACCGUACAGUGCGCGGCACUGACGCUACUAGAGUCGGGUAAACAUCCGUCAGAGCUAAAGGAUAGCUGCACUUCGCCAUCUGGACCCGCCAUUUAUGGCAUCCAUGUGCUCGACAAAGCAGAUGUCGCCUCAGGAGUGGCCGGUGCUGUAGAAGCGGCGCACAAGAGGGCCAAAGAAUUAGCAGAAGAACUACCAAAUUAAACACAUCAUUCAAUUUGGUCGACAAGAAAAAAAAUGGUGUCAUUUCAUAAAGACUUUUUCGGUUUUAGUCAAUCAUUCAAUUUGUUUUUAAAAAUUUUGUUUAUUUAUAAAAUAAAAUUCAUUUAAU